Molecule: messenger RNA, 17882 nt
Organism: Podarcis lilfordi (Lilford's wall lizard)
Lineage: Eukaryota; Metazoa; Chordata; Lepidosauria; Squamata; Lacertidae
Source: the annotation of a GenBank genome assembly
GGAAAGGCGUCGCUGGCUGGGCAGCCGGAGGAGCCUCGGGGAGCGCGCUUGGCUGGGCGAUGGCGGCGCGGCGGGCGCUGCUGCUGCGCGCCUUGAUCAUGGGCCCGCCGGGCUCCGGCAAAGGCACCGUGUCGGCGCGCAUCGUCCAGCACUUCGCGCUCAAGCAUCUCUCCAGCGGGGACAUCCUGCGCGACAACAUGAACCGCAAGAGCGGUAGGGAAGGAGCAAAUCCUAGGUGCCAACUGCCCGGGGCCCUGGGUGCCCGAGCACCCACGAAAUCCCCCACGAAUGGCACGGGCGCACCUGCGCAUUUCGGUGCCGGGGCCGUGCACGCUGCAGGGCACCCACGGCCUCAGGCUCCCACGGUCCCGGGUACCCACGGUCGCGGGGCCAAGCUGGCACUUGGUGCAAAUCAUGCCCGAGUGAGCCUCACCCCCCCCCCCGCGCGCGCGCGCCUUUCUCCCGGGACUGCAGACCUCGGGCAUCCAAGGGGCCGUUGCAAAAUCAGGAGUGAAUGUUGUUGUUUCCCCCAAAGCAAGGAAGGCUCCUCCAAGGUCAAAUGUGUAGCUUGCAAACAGACUCCUCCCCCCCCCCCGCUGCCUUUUUGCCCCCCCGGCAUAUUGCUGGGAUGCGCCUUUGCAAACUCCACGAGGAAGAGAAGCAGAAUUUGUCGCUUUCUCUCCCCUCCCCCUCUUUCUUUUUUGGCUGCGUUUAUCAUCCUUCUGGCAGGCAGAAACUCGGCAGGUGGGGAGGAUUUCCUUUCAGUGUGGUUGUUGGGACGUUUGCCCUUACUGAGAGCUUCCACUUGUACAAUUCAAAGUGUUGGUGCUGACCUUGAAAGCCCUAAACGGCCUCGGUCCUGUAUACCUGAAGGAGCAUCUCCACCCGCAUUGUUCAGCCUGGACACUGAGAUCCAGCGCUGAGGGCCUUCUGGCGGUUCCCUCAUUGAGAGAAGUGAGGUUACAGGGAACCAGGUAGAGAGCCUUCUCCAUGGUGGUGCCCGCCCUGUGGAACACCCUCCCAUCAGAUGUCAAGGAAAUAAACAACUAUCUGACUUUUAGAAGACAUCUGAAGGCAGCCCUGUUUGGGGAAGUUUUUAAUGUCUGAUAUUUUAUUGUAUUUUAAAUAUGUUGUUGGAAGCUGCUGAGAGUGGCUGGGGAAACCCAGCCAGAUGAGCAGAGUAUAAAUAUUAUUAUAUUAUAUUAUAUUAUAUUAUAUUAUAUUAUAUUAUAUUAUAUUAUAUUAUAUUAUAUUAUUGUAGCUCAAAAAGCUCAACAGCUUUGGCCAACUUUUUUCAAUAAAAUCUCAAUAACCUUGGGUGACCUACCCCCAGAAAGCUCAAAGUUGUUCCAUUUGAUGUUUAAAAGAUGGAUUUCUUAAUUUGGGGUUCAAAAAAAUAGGGGUUGUCUUACACAUGGGGGCAUCUUAUACGCAGAAAAAUACGGUACUGCUUGUUCUGCCAAGGCAGGAGUUCUUCUUGUUAAAUAUCUUGUGUAAAUGGAAGUGGAACGUUGCUGCAGAGCUACUGCUAGCUUUGUAAUUAUCUUUUGUUUUUAAAAUUCAUUUGUUUAAAGUUGCUUCUAUGUUGUAAGCUGCUUUGAGGACCAGGUGGCAGAAAAAGAGAGUAUAUAAAUCUAACCCAGCAUUUAGUUUCCAACAAAAGCUGGUUGAAAGCUUCUUAGAAGCUUGCUAGCAAAGCAUGGAAACAGCAGUCCCGGUUGUUUUAAGUGUGUGGCAUUCAAAGGUGUGCUCAUUCUGGGAUUCCAUUUAUCUUUCCUGGCUCCUAAGUGCUGCUAUAUCUGUCUUCUGUUAUUAUAGUGCUGAAGUUUAAACCCCCAACCCCAGGAUGUCAGAUUUCAGGACUUGAACCUGUCUCUCCAGUAACUAUUUUGAAAGCACACUGGUUAGCUAGUUGCUGUGUUUCUGAGGUGCUGAGACAGUUCAUAAUCUACUUUAGAAAGACCAGGCUUCUGUGCAGCAUGAACCCUGAGAUGGUUUUUGAAUUCCACUCUGUGUUACUUUCCCUUUCUAUACUAAGGGUGAAGCAGCACUGUUUCUUUAAAUAUAUUUUUAUUUCUCAUUUUUUUAUUAUUAUAACCAUUCAAAACAUGUUCAUAAUGCAACAAAGAAACAAUAAUUAACAAAACGGAGAAGAAAAGUGACUGUUCGCAAAGUAUAAAUGUUAAUGCAAUUGUUUCAGUCUUGCAAUGUGGAUGUAUACAGUACAAAAAGUUUGGUGCAUUGUGGAUGUAUACAAGCCCCAGAUUUUACUGCCUUAUCCCUUACAUACCCUUGAGUGUCUGCUGGAUACAAAAAUGGCAAUCAUGGCUCUAUUAGCGCUUUGUAAUUUGCGCUUAAAGGUACUCGUUGGCUUGCUUUGCAUGUAGCACUGAGCCAAAGAAGCAUGCUGGUGUCUACAGUUACAAAAGUCUGGUGCCUGCCAAGUGGUGGAAAAGAGUCCAUGGGGUCUCAGCUACUCACACGGGAUCUGUGUCCCUUUGGAGAAUAGAAGACACGGCGGAGACUGUGGUGCUUUAAGAAAUACGGUUUAUUCAGCUAUUUACACCUUCCGUCUCCUCAUGCUGCCAGGAGCUAAGCUAUGGUUUGGCUUUGUGUUGCAUCCCAAAGCAAGCUUGUGGUUUGUCUUGCUGCUGUAAUAAAUGAAAAUCUGCCCCUAUUCCCUUUUGGGGGAAACAAGAGCCCUUAUAGAGUCCUUUGUAGGUUCUCCAUUGGUCGGAGAAAAUAACGGAGGCCAACCAGAGAAUAUUGAGAAGCAAAGCAGCUGGUAAGCCUGAUCUUUACUGAACUGUUGCAACAGGGUGCCCCCUUCACACGCAGGAGAAGGAGGAGGACCCAGAACCUAGGUGUGCCCGCCCUUAUAUAGACAUUUUAAAUUGCCAUCCCUGGAGUCCAAGACCACCCCCAGAAACAUCAUACAUACAUCACAGAAAGGGUGUAGCUCAAGACUACCCCCCAGACACAUCAUACCUACAUCACAGAAAGGCGGUCUAUAGCAGAAAUCUGAGUGCGUUGUUUAUCUCCUGUUGUUGUUUAUCUCCUGUCUGGCAGGUUACCUGUUAAUGCUUACUUGAUUGGAUACCCUGGGGACCCUGGCCAGUCUUUUGUAAUGAUAAAUACUUAGUUCCUGAGCCAGGUCACAGGCUCACCCUAUUCAUACACAGACAUACCCUUAAGACAGGAUUUGUGAAGGAAAAUACAAUGGGGAAGCUUUUCCAUUUCCCUUUGACUUUGCAGAGAAAACAUUUGGUCAGUUUGGGAGCCAAAAUGGCGUCAUGGCUGUUUUCCUGUGCUGCUUCAGACAUGUGGUUAUAUAUAAGACCUUAAUUUUUUUAUUUCCCUGCAAACAAACAAUGUUUGUUGCUGCAAACAAACAAAGAGGACUGCUCUUGGCUUACUGCUCAUGGUCUUGUUUGCAGGAUACAAAGCACCAGCCCAGGUUCUGACAUAACACCAACCACAUUCGCAGCAAGCCUUGGUUUGGCUUAAUCCUGCAUGCGAACUCUCACCCUUUCCCCCUGCUCUGGCUAGUUAAAAUCUCAUGUGGUGCUGAAUAGCAGGCAACUAGCCCUGUUCAAAUAAACGUUGCUACCCUUUGCAAGUUCAUGAAAGUUAAACAUUCACUUGUAUUGACUCUCAGAAGGCCAACAUGCCUGUCUAUGCAGAUAUCCCUUCCCAGUGCACCCAGUGACUUUACAGGCAAUUCCCCAUGGAGUUUACAACUGACGUGGGAUAAAGUUAAACCCACACCAUGGAUGGAGGGGGAAGGCAAGGCAGAUAUGACACGCAGUUUGUCGAAGAAGUGGACUUUUAAAAUGUAGCGCUUGAGGCCUUGUGCCAAAGAACCGGGGGGCGGGGGAAGAGCUGCUUGGUUGGUACCAUAGAUGUAAGGGUAGAGAUUAAUGGUGGCUGCUCUGGAAUGGUGUAAAGCAAGAUAAUAUUCAGGCCCAAUCCCAUGUGCAUGCACCUGGGAAUACAGCUGUGCUCAAACUUAAGGCACUCUUUUCUCUCAAGGAAUUUUGGACACUGUAGUUUAGCCCUCGCAGAGUUAUAAUUCCCAGCAGCUCUUAACAAACUACACUGCCCAGAGUUCUUUGAGGGAAAGAAUGUGCUUUGAAUGUGUUUUAAAGGUGUAGGGAGUACAAAGUCCUGGUCCCACUGAGAACAGUGAGAUUUUUCUUCUGACACAUGUAGAAUUGCACUGUAACUGCAGUCAAAAUGCAAAGGUUUUAGUUAUGGGAAAUGAGAGAAAAGGAAGGCGAAAGAGAUGUUUAUACUCUUACACAGCGUUCAGAAUUUUCUGCCAUGGGGCCACUUGCGACAAGUGAAAAUGCCUGGGAGGCCUGACAACUCCACCAUCUGAAGGUGCAUGCCUGGGGAUCCUUGGAUUUUGGCUGUUUUUACACACUAGUGUGCAAGUAGAUAAAUAGGUACCGCUCCGGCGGGAAGGUAAACGGCAUUUCCGUGCACUGCUCUGGUUCACCAGAAGCGGUUUAGUCAUGCUGGCCACAUGACCCGGAAGCUGUACACCAGCUCCCUCGGCCAGUAAAGCGAGAUGAGCGCCGCUACCCCAGAGUCGGCCACGACUGGACCUAAUGGUCAGGGGUCCCUUUACCUUUACCUUAACACAUCCUGUAGAAUUCUAUCCAUUGUAUUUUAUCUGCACAAUCAGAAUGAAUUUCAGGAACCCAAAAGUCGUACUGAAAAACCGUCUGCCCCAAAAACGGCAACUAGGCAUUCUGUUUUGGUGACUGUAACCAUGGCUUAAGGAGGCUUUUGGCGCCUAGCUUGUAUAUCUGAGUUUCUAACACUGCUCUUACACUUAAGUUGUCAGAGGAGGAACUGAGGAAAAGAUAUUGCAGGCAAUAGAGACAAUCAGCUGGAGGCAGCUCCAGAAAAAGGGGGACAAGAGAUUUUUUUAAUGGAUCAUUGGCUGGGUGACGCAGGGAGUAAAAUAUUGAAUACAGGUGUGUUCCUAAGGCUGCAGUCUUAAGCCUGCAUGCUGGGAAGUCUGUCUCCUUGAACUCAGUGGGACUUACUAAGUUAAUGUUUUUAGAAUAAAGGUAAGAAUACACACACACACACACACACACACAAAAUGGCAACGGAAAAGAAGAGCUAGUGGACCCCGCUGAGGGAGAAACCAGUCAGAGGGAGUGGCCUUGUUGAGCGAAUACAGGGAGAACACUGGUUGCAGAAACUAGGUUGAAGGUGUUGAGACUGUUGAGCUCAAUGGUGGGCUUGAAGAGUUUGGGAGAUGGGAGAUUUCGUUGAGGAAACUUGAGCCGAUAUCCCUCAAAAUUUCUCCCAUGUCACCUUUUCCUUUAAUUUGGUUUUAAAAAUAUCAGCCAUGCUACUUUAACUUAACAAGGCCUGGCAUGGAAGAGACUGGAAAGAUGAAGAAUUAAUUAGGACUAAUUAUUUUGAAAACAGUGUGUAUAAUGUUUGGAAGAGGUUUGUUGAGCUUGUGCCUCCUUGCUCUCCUCCUCCAUGCACGGCUCUCUGGCAGAGGCCUCACUCUCUAGAAGAGACUUCUCUCCCCUGAUAUUUCUCUACAAGUGCGUCAAAUGAAAAGCAGAAAAUUCAGAAACAACUUUGGGCAAGUUGUGUUGUCCCACGUAGUCUUCUGAUGACUUUUUUGUUGUUUUUGUUUUGUUUACGUCCACAGAAGUUGGUAUCCUUGCGAAGUCCUAUAUUGAUCAAGGCCGACUGAUUCCUGAUGACAUUAUCACGCGUCUGAUGCUCAGUGAACUGAAAAACCUGGAGCAAAACAGUGUGUUGCUGGAUGGUGAGAAUUGGACAGUAGCAUCUCUGGCAGGGCUGUGGAAAGUGCUCUCCCGCCCAUCCUUGCGUGGAUGGAAACUAUGAAGUGGAGAGGAAUUCUGGAAUGUUUGGGGCAGACAUAAGGGCUGCGGCUCAGUGGUAAAACCACUGGUUUGCAGUCAGAAGGUCUCUGGAUCUCCUGGUAGUGCUGGGUGAUAUAUCGAUAUAUCGUCCCAAACCGAUGCUGGUAGACAGCCGCUUCCUAUGUUCCUGAUUCUUGUGGGAUGUGAUACAUAAGUAGCAGUCAAGUACAACAUUCCUUGUUUUCCUAGAGUGGACAUGCGGGAGAAUGUUUGGUCCAGCCAGUCAAAAACUUCCUGUUUCCUCCUGGCUGGGACAUACUUCCUUUUGCAUGUGACUAGAGGUGGGUAUGACCUUACCUGUCCAGCUAACAAAAGGGUAAGUCACGCAGCACACUCCCUCUCUUUGACUUCCUCCGUCGUUGGAGCAGCUUUUUUCUAGAAAUGCUCUGUUGUCUCUCAGCCAACAGAGGACACUGGGAUUAUCCCCAUAUGGGACAGACUCGAAUGUAUAUACUUUGUAACUAAGUCUGCCUUCAGGGAUCCAACUGUGAACUGAUGAUGUGAGUAAACUUCUUUUAUAUACUUUACGCAAGAAUGUGGUGUGCUUAUUCUUUUAAGAGGGAUAUAAGGAAACUUACCAGGAACCUAAUAGAGAGAGGCUUACACAAGCCUGCAACCAGCUAUCUGCUGUGCGUUUAAAAGGGGAAUGUAAAACUCUGCUAAGUAAAGGAACUUGCUAGCGCAAUUUAGGAAGGAUAUUAAUAAACAAUAUAUCCUCUGCUGCCUCCCUGAACAUUCCCACAAUUCUCAGACUUGGGCGGGAGUGAUUGCAUAGCUAUUUCACAAAGGCACCUGAGAUUUCUACAAGGACGUUUCUUUUCUUUGUCACAGGCUUCCCUAGGACUGUUCCACAGGCCGAAGCUCUGGAUAAAGUAUGUCCAAUAGAUACGGUGAUUGACUUGGAUGUGCCUUUUGAGACGAUCCAGCAACGCCUGACUGCCCGCUGGAUCCAUCCUGCCAGCGGCAGGGUCUACAACCUUGAAUUCAACCCUCCCAAAGUCCCUGUGAGUGAUGUUCGUUUCUGGUCCAGCACUGUAGGAACAAAUAUCCCCCCCAACAUCUUUUUUCUGUCUGCCAUUUAAGCAAUGGACUAAACACUUGGGUCACCCUGUAUCUUCUUGCAAAUGCACUAAUAAUCUCUACUGUACCAUAUGGUUAUGAUUGUGCCACGAGUAGCAGUGGAGCUAAAAUAAUUCUUACUAGCUGGGAAUGCUUGAAACUGACAGCGCUCCUGCUUGUUGUUGUUUAGUCAUUUAGUCGUGUCCGACUCUUCGUGACCCCAUGGACCAGAGCACACCAGGCACUCCUGUCUUCCACUGCCUCCCACAGUUUGGUCAAACUCAUGCUGGUAGCUUCAAGAACACUAUCCAACCAUCUUGUCCUCUGUCAUCCCCUUCUCCUUGUGCCCUCCAUCUUUCCCAACAUCAAGGUCUUUUCCAGGGAGUCUUCUCUUCUCAUGAGGUGGUCAAAGUCUUGGAGCCUCAGCUUCAUGAUCUGUCCUUCCAGUGAGCACUCAGGGCUGAUUUCCUUAAGAAUGGAUAGGUUUGAUCUUCUUGCAGUCCACGGGUCUCUCAAGAGUCUCAUCCAGCACCAUAAUUCAAAAGCAUCAAUUCUUUGGCGAUCAGCCUUCUUUAUGGUCCAGCUCUCACUUCCAUACAUCACUACUGGGAAAACCAUAGUUUUAACUAUGGUUGGCAAGGUGAUGUCUUUGCUUGCUAGGGGUUAUUAACUGCAGGUGGGAGAAUCGCUCAGCAUAUUUGUGAUCGGUACUAUUUGGGAAAACAGAGUGAUAAUUAGCUGAUUACUAAAUACCGUUGAUGCUGCAAGUUAGUAAGUGCCUUUGUCAGUCUGCUAUAAAACAGAUGAGCUGGUACAGCCCUGCAUGGGUUCCACUGGUUAAUACAAACUGGCUAUAUGUAUAUUUGUUCCCCUCUGUCUACAGAGACGGGGUGUGUGUGUGUGGAAAUCAGACAAAAGUUUUAUUGUUCAGGUGAUUCCAUGUUUUAAUGUGGUACUGUUUCUUGCAUUCAGCAAUCUCCUUGCUCUAUGUAGGUGGGGCCAGUUUUAUUGUAAUGGCCUAUAGCUAAAUACAAUAAAAUUUGGCUUUACUUGAGCAACAGCACCAGUUUUAUGAGAGCAGCUUUUGAAGUUUAGACUACCUGGUUUGGAAAUAUAAUUUAAUAUGUUCCUGUUAUAAUUUCUUUAGAGCCAUCGAAACAAAAUUCACCGGGUGAGCAGAAUUAAUCCCUUUCACAGUAGAUAAAGACAGAGACCACAUCCACAACAUGCCACUUUAAUAGUCAUGCCUUCUCCAAAGAACCCUGGGAACUGGAGUUUGUUAUGGGUGCUCAGAGUUGUUAAGAGACCCCCUGUUCCCCUCACAGAGAUAGAGUGGCUUAACAAUCCAUCUCUCUUCCCAGGAACUCUUGAAAUUGUCGCCCUGUGAGGGAACAGAGGUCUCCUAAGAGCUUUCAGCUCCCUUAGGCAAACUACAGUUCCCAGCAUUCUUUCCCUAAAUGGCCUCAGCCCAGGAUACCUGAAGGAGCGUCUCCACCCCCAUCGUUCAGCCCGGACACUGAGGUCCAGUGCUGAGGGCCUUCUGGCAGUUACCUCACUGCGAGGAGUGAGGUUACAGGGAGCCAGGCAGAGGGCCUUCUCUGUAGUGGCCCCCUCCCUGUGGAACACCCUCCCAUCAGAUGUCAAGGAAAUAAACAACUAUCUGACUUUUAGAAGACAUCUGAAGGCAGGCCUGUUUAGGGAAGUUUUUAAUGACUGAUGUUUUAAUGUAAUUUUAAUAUUUUGGUGGAAGCCGCCUAGAGUGGCUGGGGAAACCCAGCCAGAUGGGCGGGGUAUAAAUAAUAAAUUAUUAUUAUUAACUUUGGGGGAAGCCAUUACUGCGUAACAUGGCGUAAUUGUGUGCAGGUGUGUCUAGAGUAAAACGGCAUUGUGCCUGAGACUUCUCCUUUCCCAUAACCAGGGUUGUGAUGAUAUUACUGGAGAGCCUCUUGUCCAACGGGAUGAUGACAAACCGGAAACAGUUAUGAAGAGGCUGAAAUCAUACGAAACUGAAACCAAACCUGUCCUGGAAUAUUAUCGGUAAGCUCCUUACAGUCAUACCUUGGGUUAUGAACUGUGGGUUGCGUGAUUUCAGGUUGCGGACUGCGCAGAACCUGGAAUUACCAGAAUGGGUUAGUUCUGGGUUUCAGUGCUCGCGCAGAAGCACAAAAUGACAUCACACGCAUGCAGAAGCGCCGAAUCGCAUCACGUGCGUGCGCCAACACAGCGCUUCAGGCUACGAACGCUGUGGGUUGCGAACGUGCCUCCCGCACAGAUUACGUUUUCAACCGGAGGUAUGACUGUAUUUCAUUAAGCAACUUCUCUCCCUCUCUCUGUUUCCCACACGGUUUGGUACCUGUGGUCCAUGUUCACUCCUGACGGGCCCCUCCAGUGUCAGGUAAUGAUGCUCCUAGCUGCUGAGAGUUGAGGGCUUCCUGAGCAGGAUUUCUAAAGAAACACAUGCUGAUUUCUACAAGUCACAGAAUCCUGAUCUCCUUAGUUUGUUUCUUCCUUUUCAGAUCCUAGAUUGGAUAGGGGAGGGAGUUCUUCUGCAAGGGAGUCCUUGAAGAGGUCCUUCAAGACCUCUGAGACUUAAAAGAAGAACUGUUGCUGGUGAUGUAAAAAUUGGGGUUUUGCUUUUGCAGCCCAGCUCCCCACGGGACUCUGAGUCCCCUAAGUCCAUGAUCGGUAAGAGAAAAAUGGAUGGAGGCUGGAUCCACUGGCAAGCAAGGCAGAUAUUUAUUUUCCUGUUGCAACAGAUUUCCCUCCCUUCCUUUCCAGGAGGAAGAGACCCUGAACAAAAGUACGCAGGAACCUUUAAAGACUUUUGACAUUGCCCAACCCCCUUAGCCAAAGACCAACCCAAAAUUAUCAUUCAUACAUACAUCAUAGGAGACGGUCUACAGCAGAAAUCCUGUCUGUCAGGAUACCUGAUAAUGGUCGCAGAUUGCAUUACCUGGGCAGCUUGGCCAUUCUUUUGUGAUGGUUAAUACUUUAGUUCCUGAAUCCAGGUCACAGGCACAUCCUAUUCCUACACAAAGACCCUUAAGACAGGAUUUAUAAGCGGAAAAGACAAUGGGAAGGCUUUCCCCAUUUGCUUCCCUUACUGCAGAGGAAUAUUUGACGUCACUGGGAGAGUCAAAAUGGCUUCAGGAUUGCUCUCCUGUCCUAUACAUGGUUUAUAUAUUUAGAUACGUGUGCAUUUAUGAAUAUUUAUACUAUAUUUGAAACCUUAGAAUACUUAUAGCACUGGACAAACAUGACUAACGUAUCUCUUGUCUCUUCUGUAGCCGGAAAGGCGUGUUGGAAUCGUUCUCGGGAACAGAGACUAACAAGAUAUGGCCCCACAUCCAUCGUUUCCUUCAAACCAAGCUGCCUGAUAUGAGCCAGAAGGAAGCAUCCACCAACAGAUGAAGGAAGAUCCAUUACUGUACUGAUGGGAUAGAAGCUGGUGGCCUUUGGUUAAGAUUCCAGAAAUAUAUUCUCUAAUCAACAGUAGAAUCAUGGAGACCUGGUGGUUAUUGUUGUUGUUGCAAAUUGAAUGUGCCCACAAUGACAAAUAGCCGACUUGAAAUCUCAAGAAAUGUCCACAUUUGUAACUCUAGUAUUUUAAUUUUUUUUGUCCUCUGGUAUGUUGAUUUUAAAAGUGCUAAUUUUGUAUUAGAUGGACCUGCAUUUUGUAGAAGUAAUUUAAUAUUAAAUUGAUUUUUUAACAAAAUACAGCUGAAGAAUCUCACGGUUUGUCAAAAGGAGGGUCCUGAUCUGAAAUGAAACAUGGAGGAUGCCAUUUUACCCAAUGUGAUUUCAGUAAAAACAUUAAGGCUGUCUGUUUUGGACUCUUAACAUAGUGAUGGGGUAUGUGGCUUUUGGGAAAGAGUAAUCCUCUCGAUGUCCUUUGGGAAUUUCAGUACAAGCCACCUAUAUUUUUAUUUGUUUUAAGUUUUGUAUGGCCACACAGCAGUAACUAUUCCCUGGGUUGCUUACGAAGAAGAUAGUAAAAAUACCAUAGGCCCUAAUUAAAGUCAAUAAGGAAUAAAAACGGCAAAAAACCCCUUUCCUCCUAACGGAUACAGCACAAACAGUUGACACCUUGUACUGAAACCACCCUAUGCCAAAGAUUAGUUUUAAUAACCCAAUUAAAAAGCAUAGGUGAAUAGAAAGGUCUUCCUCUCAUGACCAAAAUACUGCAGAGAGGCUUGCCUGGCCAUAUCUCGGGCUCCACAGCUAGAGAGCCAGGGCAAAAACGGCCUCUCAGAGCUUUAUAGGUUAAAUCCAGCACUUUUAAAUUGAGUCCCGAAAUGAAUCAAGAGCCAGUGCGACCGCAGAAGAGCUGGCACGGUCAAAUAAUGCUCAGCUCCAGUUAAUAUUCUUGCGUCCCUGUUUUGAAGUUGCUGCAGUUUCCAUGUACAGUGGUACCUCUGGUUACGAACUUAAUUCGUUCCAGAGGUCCGUUCUUAUCCUGAAGUACCAUUUUAGCUAAUGGGGUCUCCCGUUGCUGCCAGCGCGCAAUUUCUGUUCUCAUCCUGAGGUAAAGUUCUUAACCCGAGGCACUACCGGGUUAACAGAGUCUGUAACCCAAAAUGUUUGUAACCCGAGGUGUUUGUAACCUGAGGUACUACCGUACGAGGUGUUGCUGUCUAAAGAUGUUGCCAGAGGGUGGGUCAUUAUGGCCAAGCUACCUGCAGCCAGGUGUGGUUGCAACUGGCCUUAUCAGUCCAAGGUGUUCAGUGGUCCAGGGGGAAAAGUAAUUCUUACAACUUCUUACUCAGAAGUCAGGACUGAACUUUGCUUCUCUGAUUCUAAAUACUUUUAUCAUUAUAAAAACCUUCUAUAGGUAUUAGCGGUACUUAGUAAUGCAACCUUGUAAUGCAACCAUCAGGUGGGCAGAGUAUAAAAAGUAAAAUCAUUAUUUUUAUAUUACUAUUAUAUCUCUGACACACUGUCUUGUAGUGCCUGAGUUCAGCAUUUGUACGCUCCUUUAAAUUGUGAAUUGGUCCAGAUUAGAAUGUCUUGUUUUGUUUACACAGCGAAUCCUGCUGCAACACCAGGACAGUUUGCUUGUGUUGCUGUUGUCUUGUGUGUGUUGCAUGCAUACAUGCAGCUUGCUUCACCAGCCCGCAUUGCUGCAAUCCUCCUACUUGCAUCACACCAUCAGACUCGCUGUUUCAUUGUCCUGUACUUUGAACUUUCCACCCCCCAAAAAUAUGUUCGUGGAGGGAUGAGUAAGGAAGGGCAAAGGAGCCCUAACUUUCCAAAUAGCAGGGAGCCAGAAUCUGUUGCCUUUCAGAAUGGCCUUUUGUUGAACUGAUGCACACCCCACAUACCAGGGGAAUGCUGUCAGCUGUGGAGGGCAGGCCCCCAGGGCCAGCACUAGACAAGGAAGCAGCUGCAGAGAGUCAGCAGCCCCCCCCCAACCAAAACUGAUGGACCCUUGCUGGUUUGAAGACGUUUAGAUUUUCCUAGGUCAGGUAAAUUGCUUCCAGCCAGCCAGAAAAGGGGAAAGGGACUUCAGGGACAGAGACCAAAUGCACCCUCCAGCAGUGGCAUAGCAGCAUUUGCUGGUGCCCGGGGCAUGCACCUGGUAGGGACAGGACACAGAGGGUGACUGGAGCCUGCCGUGGUUUGUGCAGCACCGCUUGCCCACCACACAGGGGGAGCCCAGCCAGCUGACACAGCUCUUGGCAGGCAAAUCCCCCUGAUGCCUGCGGAGAGAAGCGACAGGCCGGGCCACGCUGGGGCUGCACCUUGCCCACUUCCUUCUGUUUGUGUCUGCUCAGCAUCUGAGCAAGCACUGGUUGGGCAGCCAUUCAGCAAGGGAGCCAGGGACACGGCGGUGAGGCAAGGCUGGGCACCAGGGCUUCGAGACCACCGGCAGAAGGCGGCGGGGGGAUAUGAGGAUCUCUGCGUGGGUGCACCCGGUUCACCCCCCCUCAAAAUUGUGCACCUGGGGCCACAGCUCCCCUGGUCCCCCCAUGCUAUGCCCUUUCCCUCCAGACCUCUCUCGACUCCUCCUUGGCUGGCUCCACACCCUCUUUGAGUGCUUUUGCCUGGCUCGACUGCAUCCUUGAACUAUGUUCUCAUUUGCCUGGAUAGAGGAUUGUACUGGUUUAUUUGGGGGGGGGUGCAGCCCAUGGACUGCACAAAGGGAAGUUACAUGCAUCGCUCCACCUUCCUUUGCCCCAUCCAUCACAGGCACACAGAACUUGACAGAGCUUAAAAGUUUGCUAUCAAAUGAAACAUGCACUGCAGCAAAACUACACUUUAUUAACAGCAAGUUGUGUUUUAUUUUCAAAACUCGGACGAGACAGUCUUACUGUGAAGCAAUAUUUUGUCGCAUUAUUCUCCUAUUAAGGCUUUCGAGUUAGCUGCUUCAUUAAAGACGUUACAAAGCCAAACUGUAUUGCCUAGAGCAGGGCUUGUCAAACCUUCCACAGACCACUGGAAAAAUGUUAAAGAGGUUUUGCUGUACCACUUAAUAAAACUUGCUUUGGACGAAUGAAAGCAGAACUGCAGCUUACUUUAACGACGAGUGUCCUAUUUCUGUUUUUCAAAUGAGGAAGGUUGGGUACAAUAUGUCCGGUUUCACCCAUGUGAUGCUUUUGCCCCUCUAGCAUCAAAGUAUUUACAACCCCUGUCUCAACAGUAUUGUGAGAAAACUAAAAUGUGGCCAAAUAUACAUUCGAUUCCCGUUUACAUAGAAUAGUGGUGGCGGGGUCAGAUCAAAGACCACCACCUAUUUUAACUUGGCCCAAUCUUUUCUACUGAUUCUUGAAUGUUGAGAGAAGGCCAGAAUACUGUUGCUUGAGGGCCGUUUCACACUUUUUGUUUGAAGCUAUGAUCCUGUUUUCAGCUGAUUGCAACAGAAACGUAUUAGCCUGCCCAUGUACCAUGCCCCGUGCCCCAACAUUUGUCAAGAAGUAAUGAUAUCUGGAGCUUUUUGAGUGCACUCGACGACGAAUCCAAGUUGGCUUGUGCAUAAAACAGCCCUAAGACAGGAAUGCUAAGCACGCUUCUAAAGAAGCUGUCUUGGUUUCAAUGAACACCUAAGUUUGGAAUUGGCGAUGUUAAUACAAACGAAUGUAUUUCUCCCAUAUUUCCCACCCCAUUUGACACUUGGAACUACGAUACCACUAGAAAUCCCAGGAAAGUGCAAUGUGGAAGCCUUGCUGACUGACGCACGUGCUUGAAACACUGGCAAACUUCUGAUCGUUUUCAAGUCAAGCGCAAUUUACAGAAAAAGUCAUACAGGAAGAGUAAAGGAAGAGACAUGGGGUGGUGAGUUCCAUGCUACCCAGACUCUGUAUGGUAUGCAGAUUCUCUCACUUCUGCUGGGUAUUCCUUGUGGAAAAGACUCAGUGAGAAUUAUUGUUCAAUGAAUUCACCGAGAGACCAAGGCAGAGCACAGAAAGCCACAGUGAUCAUGCUAGCAGUAUAAUCAGUAUCCUGUCCAAGAACUCAACACAUUUAUGCCAUGGGAACAUUUAAAAAUUAUGCGCUAGUAAUGGAUUGCUCCAUUCCCUGCUUAGCGAAAGACAACUUUAGAAAGAUUCCACAGGGAUCUGUUAUCCCCCCUGUGCCUUUUACUGAACAAGCGAGUUUCGCAAAAUCCACAUUGCUCUCCAUUUCUGAACAAAUCUCAGUUUCAUCAAGAGUUCUACAGAAGUCUUGCAUUUGGUCACAUAUUAUUUCCACCUCGUUUGUAAUCUUAUGUAUUUUGUUUGUUUAUCUUCUAUGCAAUUUCAUUUCGGAAACUAACUUAAAGCCAGACAUAUCCUUGUGCAGUUGGUAGUAGUCUUAAUCAGGACUUGAUUCCAGAAUGCACUGCACCUAGGAUUAAAAGUACUGCAUUGCUGAGGAAAAAUGGCACCCAUGAAGCUUCCAAAGGAGAAAUGCAACCCCAACCCUCUGAAAGUGAGCAAAGAUUGCAAAGCAGAUGUGCUUGGCUCACAAUAAGGUUCUAUACUUAGGCAGGAAAAAACCAGCUGCACACAUAUCAGUUAAGGAACACCUGGUUUGCCAGUAGUACAUGAGAAAAGGAUCUAGGGGUCUUGGUGGACCACAGGCUUAAUCUGAGCCAACCAUGUGAAGCAGCAGCAAAAAAGCUAAUGCUAUUCUAGGCUGCAUCAACAGAAGUUGAGUGUCCAGAUCAAGGGAAGUAACAGUACCAUUCUAUUCUGCCUUGGUCAGACCACACCUGGAAUAUUGCAUCUAGUUCUGGGCAACACAAUUUAAGAAGGAUGUUGACAAGCUGGAAGAUGUGCCAAGGAGGGCAACCAAGAUGAUCAAGGGUCUGGAAACCGAGCCUUAUGAGGAACGGUUGGGAGGGUAUGUUUAGCCUGGGAUGAAGAGACUGAGAGGAGAUAAGAUAUUUGAAGAUGGCUCUCGUAAGGGCUGCCACAUAGAAGAUAGAGCGAGUUUGUUUUCUCCUGUCCUGGAAGCAAGGACCUGAACCAAUGGAUUCAAGUUACAAGAAAGGAGAUUCCGACUAAACAUCAGGAAGAGCUUUCUGACAGUCAGAGUUGUUUGACAGUGGAACAGAUUCCCACAAGAGGUGAUGGACUCUCCUUCCUUGGAGGUUGCAUGGCCAUCUGUCAUGUAUGAUUUAACUGAGAUUCCUGCAUCACAUGGGGUUGGACUAGAUGACCCUCGGGGACCCUUCCAACUCAACAAUUCUAUGAUUCGAAGGUAAAAUUACAUAACUUUACAUCACAGUUAAUGUCUGUCCCUUUAGCUUUUAUACCCAAUGCCAAAUAUUGUCCCCAUCACAAUAGUUUGGGAACUCUCCAGAGCAGAUUGGGAGGCAAAUAGGAGGGAGGAGAGAAAUCCGAAGUCUAGUUUCACAAGUGGAUUUCUACUGCUCAAGCAGGCGGUUAACACUGCGUAGCGUAGAACCUAAUAUUAUCAAGGCCCAUCUGCUUUUGUCUUUUACACUGGUUCCAUAGGCAACAGAAUAAUAAAUUCUAGCAUCUUUAGUCCCUUGCUGAAAGUUUUCUGCUUCUGCCCAAAAUAUUCCCUGGUCUCUGGGAUUCAUAAUUUUUCCAAUAUACAAUUGAAUAAUUUUUUAUUUCAUAUAUACAACAAGAUUAUUCAAGGGAAUUACUAUUCAAAACACCAUCUUUUACAUGGAAGAAGCUUUUACAUGCAAGCACUCAAGUGUUACUAUGCAGUCCCUAGAAACUCAUGUAUUCUUGACCACCAUCCCUUUUGUUCGAGGCAUCCAGGAGUCUAACAUUGUUUACACCCACCCACACCAAAAGUAAAAUAGCUGCAUUCAUGAUUCUCUCUCAUCACAUCUCACAAUCUCAACUAGCCUCUCAGACUUCUCCAGUUGUAUAUUGGGCUUGACAAUAAUCAUGUCCAAGGAAACAAGCGACCUUCAUUUCCUUUUAACUGCAAAGUCCAGCCACAGUGGAAGGGAGUGAUUUAUAUUUAACCAGAAAAUGUUAGAGGAGGGAAUUAUGUUCCACAUGUAGGCCAAGAGCCAAAGAAUUACGGGAAUGCCAGGAGAACCGCUGUUUUGUGGAAAAAGCAGUUUGUCCCCCUGACAGUGGACAGACAACAGACACAAUCCCCAUUGUGCACAUGGAAGGCUGCCCCUUGCAUGUAUCUUGUUUCUUAGGAACUUAGCUAUAGCCUUGUAUACUUUUCCUCUACUUAUUAGGCAGAGCAAGGGAGCAGAGUCAAACGAAAGAACUUAUCGUAUCAGAUUCUACAGUACCUUCCUGAUUCUGGGACUGAUGCAACCCAAGGUGCUUCGCUGAUUAAGACGCACUUAGUAAACAUGGCUGUGCACUGGUAGAAAAAGCUAGCAGCACGUUCAUGUUUUCAACACACAGACCUACAUCCCUGGUUUGGCUAAGUGGAAGCAGUGUGUGAUAACUGGAUGAGAAAUGGUGGUUUUUAGGGCUGGGCGAUAUCUGGUUUUCAACAUCGUGAUAUACCCUGAUGUCGUGAUAUAUCACGAUGUCUGAAAUAACACUGAAGAAGGCUGAAAAUGCAACUGGGCUGUGAAGGGAGGGAGGAGCGACCAGGAGGAAUGGAAGGAGGCUGCCCACUUGCUCGGGCAAAGGGACUCUUGCCCACUCCCUCCCUCCCUCUACAACCCAGCCCCGGCCUCAGGACAGGGAGCCGAGAAGGUGCUCCGCCUGCCUGCGCGUUUUGCCUUUGCCCGAGGAAGUGGGGCAGGCGCCUCUUGCCUCCCGGUUUGUCGCAGGAGGAGCGACUAUCCAGGAGGAAAGACGCAGCCUGCCCUGCUUGCUUGGGUGAGGGCAAAUGCGCAGGCGGGUGAGCACGCAAUUUGAGCUGGCGAUACAUCAUGGCUCCUCAGCCACAACCGGCACAGUGAAGGCGGAUGGGAGCGAUGUCUUGCCAGCUCUGAAAGUCCAGAACCGGUGUCGCGAUCUGAACUUCAUACCGGUUUCAGAUGCUGAAUCGAAAUAUCGCCCACCUCUAGUGGUUUUAUAUACUUUGGGUUUCACAAACAAAACACAGGGGAAAGAGAACAGAGCUCAGCCUACACUGACAACAUCAUUGGAGAUGUUUUGGUUUUAAAACUGCCAACUGACGACAUGCCCUGACGCACAGCUACCCUUCCAAAAUAGAUUUUAAGUGCCACACUCACAACACUUAACUGAAAACAAGGUCAAAUCAGUUUGGCACCUGAAUGCCCUUAAAUGCUCAUUUUAAAGACAUCAUCACAGAAUAAUAUACUUUUUUUUUUUUUAGGUACAAAGGCAGCCAAUUAGUAUUGAUUUGUCUUCUCCUCUCUCACUAAUGGCUGAUAGUUUUAGCCAGUUCUGUCAAGGAAAGAAGGUUUUUUUCAUGAGUGUGUCUCUAGAAAAUACUGUUUUAUAAUUUCAUUAUAAGAAAUUGUGGCCACUUACACAUCAAGACAUAAAAGUG